GUUAUAUAAAAGCAGAUUAUAUAUAUUAACGAUGUCAGUAUGUUGUGUAUAGUCACCUAGUAAAUACCAUUUAGCACAACUGAAGAAGAUGUAUCUUCAAUACAAAGAGGUAUCACUCUGUCUUGCCAUAGCUGUUAUUUGCUGCAAUGUUGUAACAAUAAAAGCUCUCUGCACCGCAAAUCAAGUUGCAAUUAAAAGUACAUAUGGAGACUUGUAUUUGGAUGCCACUAACGGGACGUCAAUUCAAAUUCAACAUUGGCUGGGAUCAUACAGUCAGGUUUGGAGAAUUGAUUGUGGACACAUGCCUGGCUUGUUUCGUCUUUAUAACCAAAAGUUUGGAGCGUUUUUGGCUGUAACGCCGUUUACUAUUAGUCUUAUUCUGAACGAAGUAACCGAAGAAUAUUGGCAAGAGUGGUUUUUGAAUGGCAAUGGACGUAUUACUAAUGCAGGUGCACUGUACCAGUUGGAUAUUACAGCUUCUGUAUUUGAACCAGGAACUGUGGUUGGGUUAUAUCAAGACACCGGAAAUCCAAAUCAGGAAUGGGAAAUACUAGAAGUUGCCAGGGAUAAAAGUCUUGAGUAAAAUUUAUUUACAGGUAAUGCUAGUAUGGCAUUGUUGUUAUAAUUUUAAAUGUUACAUUUGUAGAAAUAAGGCUGUAGCAAUUUUUAAAAUUUUUUAUAUACAGCCGUAUAGCAUUAAAGUGUCUUGCGAUGAUUA
Messenger RNA from Zophobas morio, 718 nucleotides. RefSeq lists its product as uncharacterized. NCBI's taxonomy places the organism in Eukaryota, Metazoa, Arthropoda, Insecta, Coleoptera, Tenebrionidae. The record is from RefSeq and is a predicted model, not a curated record. The coding region runs from base 89 to 583 and encodes 164 amino acids. The transcript has 4 exons.